This is a messenger RNA of Caenorhabditis elegans, 2844 nucleotides long. RefSeq names its product RBR-type E3 ubiquitin transferase (gene C17H11.6). The record is from RefSeq and is marked reviewed. Gene Ontology annotation, molecular function: ubiquitin protein ligase activity; zinc ion binding; ubiquitin-protein transferase activity. Gene Ontology annotation, cellular component: membrane. Bases 50 to 2386 code for a protein of 778 amino acids. Gene Ontology annotation, biological process: protein ubiquitination. The transcript has 15 exons. Lineage: Eukaryota; Metazoa; Nematoda; Chromadorea; Rhabditida; Rhabditidae.
AUCUCGCUCGGGUUGGUCAUACAGCGACGACAACGCUGGUCACGUCGCCAUGACAAGCGUUUCCAGCAGCGACGUACGCAGCAACGUCUCCGGGUCAAUAUCAUCAAAACGUUACCGUGGUAGCGAUACUGGUUCCGGAAUGGACAGUGAAGCCGGUGAGACUUGUGCUGAGAUGCUGCUCUCCUCGCGGAAUCAAGAUGACGAGGAGCAGUCGGACGAAAAACAACUGUCACAGUCACUGCCUGACACUCCAAAAACACCGUCAGAAGUUGGGAAAAAGGGGAAAGGCAAAAUGAAAGAGUGUCCACUUUGUGCUGCAAAAAUGCCAGGCAGCGCGUUUCCAAAAUUGAAGGGAUGCCAACAUCGGAGUUGCAGGGCGUGCCUUAGACAAUACGUCGAAUUGUCGAUCACAGAAAAUCGGGUUGAAGUUCCAUGUCCAGAAUGUUCAUCAUAUUUGCAUCCUAAUGAUAUUAAAAUGCUUAUUGGGGACAUUCCAACACUUAUUGAAAAGUAUGAAGCAUUUAGUCUCCGUCGUUACCUCAUGACUGAAGCGGAUGCACGUUGGUGCCCAGCACCGGAUUGCGGGUUUGUCUUCAUUGCGACCAAGUGUGCAGCAUGUCCGCAACUAAAAUGUCAACGUCCAGAUUGUGGGACGUUAUUCUGCUACCAUUGUAAACGCGAAUGGCACUCUAAUCAAACUUGUGAUGAAGCUCGUCGACCCGAAAAGCGAAAAAGUCGCGGGUUGGCAUUCGAAGAGAUUAUGCGCACAGGUUUCCAUCAGAGCGCCGACUCAACACUCAAGCCUGGAGAUGUAAAAGCGUGCCCGCGCUGCAAGACGUAUAUUGUGAAGAUGGAUGAUGGAUCGUGUAAUCACAUGGUGUGCACAAUGUGCAAUGCAGAGUUUUGCUGGCUUUGUCUUAAGGAAAUCUCAGAUUUGCAUUACUUGAGCCCAACGGGAUGCACGUUUUGGGGAAAAAAGCCAUGGACGAGGAAAAAGAAGCUACUCUGGCAACUUGGAACUCUCAUAGGUGCUCCAGUGGGAAUCGCCUUGAUUGCCGGCCUCUCAAUUCCCGGAAUUGUGUUUGGUGUGCCAGUUUUUGUGGGCAGAAAAGUGCAUCAACGAUUCAAGUACAAAUCAAAGACAAAACGGCGUUUUCUCACCGCUACGUGUGUUGUAGGAUCGCUAGUUGUUAGUCCCGUGAUGGCAGUGAUGGCAGUCGGUGUUGGAGUCCCCAUUAUGCUGGCUUACGUCUACGGGGUCGUCCCCCUGUCACUUUGCCGUAAUGGUGGAUGUGGUCUUUCGUCUUCCGACUCGUCUCUCGCGCUGGCAGAUAUCGACGAAGAGCAAUUGUACGGAACACCGGGAGCUAGUGCUCCUGUCGACUUAUCUCAAUUCAUGACGGAUGCGUCCAAACGGGAAGACAUUGUGUCCAUUGAUCCGUCGAUUCUGUCAAUGCCACGUGAGAUGAAAACCAGAUAUUACCCAAAAGGAAGGAGAACUAGUUUGGAGUCGGGUGAACGGGUCAAUUACGAGGAGGCAAGCGUAAAAGCAAUGGCCGGGUCUCAUCACUAUGACGAUAAGAGUGUACACACCUUAUGCUCGGGACAUGAGGUGACUUCUUUGAAUGAUGAACAAUCAAGCACCAAAGCUCUUGCCGGCUCCGUGAUGGAUACGAAGAGCAUGAGCGAAAGCAUGUACAGGCACAUGAUAUUGACAAAGUAUGCCGAGAAACAACACCAUCAGGAGAAUGACGAUGAUCACGACGAGCAAGGUGGAAGUGAUGACCAACCAUCGACGUCUUCCGCAGUCCAUCAUAUCAAAGGACCAAAACUUUCGUCGUCUUCCAUACAUCGUGGGUGUGUGAUUGAGCGCGACGACGAUGGGCUUCUUUUCACCGAAGAAGGUGCUGCGUUGCUGAUCAAUUCACCACCUGCAAUGCGCAGCUCUGGAAGUGUGAAUAUCGAUCCCAUCGAUUUAUUCAAAAUUCGUAGCUGGCUUGAUAAUAUGAAGCAAAUGGUAGCCACUGACGCACCUCAAGAGACACCUUAUGAACCUUCAACGCGACCAAGUAGCAAGCUCCGAAGAUCAGGAAGCGGGAAGAGUGUGCAUACAGUAGCCACGUUCCCAGUCAACCUCAACACCGGUAACACGGUGAACAGGCAGGGACUCUCGAAUUUGUCGAAACCAGAAAUUGUUCAAAAUAUGAGCAACGCUCCUUCGGAGGCUGGAAUUACUGUCGCCGCGCCACGUAGCCCGACAGAACUUGAGGCGAACGGUGAGAAUGCUGGCGAUGACAGUGUGUCGACAAGUUCUUCAUCCAGAAGUCAGAAAAAAAAGAAGCGACGUUUUGGAAUAUUCAGUAAUUGGUUCAACAAAACGAAAUAAUAACAUCGCGUUCUUUUUUUUCAUUCUGUAUAAAAAACAUCACUCUAUGUCAUUUAUGUUCCUUCCAGUUGUCUCAACGUGCUUCAACUAGUCAUUUCUUCUCAUAACCCUGCAAUUUUCUCCCUUUCCCCAUCUUUUCCAUCUUUUCCAUUCCAAAUUUUCUCCUUAUUGUCCAAUAACAAAAACAUCAACAACAACUCUAUGCGGUAUUUUUUUCGUACAGUACUUUUUCUCCCUCUUUACUGCUAGCCACGACGUGUGUUUAUGUUGUGAUUGCCAAAAAGUGUUUCAAAGUCAAUCUCGUCAAUUUCUCAUGUUAACCUGUUUACACUUGUUUCAAUUUUUCUUGUCUGACAGUAUUGGAAUCCAAAUUCAAAUACAAGUCAUCAUCUCUUCAUUACAUUCAUUUUUUAAUGUUCUCUAUAUUUUUUUGUAAAAUAUAUUGAUUUUAAUUGAAA